Messenger RNA from Gloeophyllum trabeum ATCC 11539, 4896 nucleotides. RefSeq lists its product as uncharacterized. NCBI's taxonomy places the organism in Eukaryota, Fungi, Basidiomycota, Agaricomycetes, Gloeophyllales, Gloeophyllaceae. Gene Ontology annotation, cellular component: intracellular membrane-bounded organelle; membrane. The transcript has 21 exons. Gene Ontology annotation, molecular function: ABC-type transporter activity; ATP binding; ATP hydrolysis activity. The coding region runs from base 1 to 4896 and encodes 1631 amino acids. The record is from RefSeq and is a predicted model, not a curated record. Gene Ontology annotation, biological process: transmembrane transport; lipid transport.
AUGGCGGUCAUGGCGAGCUUGUUCUUUCGUCAGUUCUCCGCUUUGUUCUGGAAGAACUGGAUUGUUAUGUCAAAGCAUCCUUUGCUUAACAUACUGAGAUGCUUCCUAUUACCAAUUGGAUAUGGAGUCUUCCUCGCCGUGGCUCAGACGUUUCUACUCAAGCCCAACAAUUAUGGCAUCGGCUCUCCGGUUCCCAUUCGCCCCUUGAAUGAAGCGUUCGACGGCUCCCUGACUCUGGUUUGGGCGGAUGCGACCAAUGGAGCUCGGUCACCUACACCCCAGGACAUCAUGGCGCAUAUAACCCGCGAUUUCAAUUCCCGCCAGCUUGGCGCUAUCAAGCGGAUGAACUCGCCGAGUGAUAUACCUUCUGCAUGCCCGCAGAAUUUCAACCUGUACUCUGAAUGUUUUGCCGCUGUCGCUUUCAAUAGCUGGCCGACUUCCGAGAACGGGUCCUUGCCCCUCAAUUACACGAUCCGCGCUGACGGUGGUCUAGCGUAUAUCGAUGUAGUGAAGCACACGAGUGACUACGAGCUACGCCUCUUGCCGCUCCAGUUCGCGGUGGAUCAGGCCAUCAUUGAACUCACGACCGGAAAUACCGUACCUACUCCGCAAGAGUGGGUGUUCACGCAAGAGACCAACGAGGAGCAGGCUACCCGCACGAGAUUGAGCUACAUCAGAGGUUUGCGGAGUUUGCUGGUCCUGGCACUUUUCAUAUGCUAUAUCGGCAUCGCGUAUCAGUUACCGGGGUCCUUCAUGGGCGAGCGUGCGAUCCUCUUAACCAGUCAUAUGAAAGCGAUGGGCCUGAUGGACUCGGCGCGAAUAAUCUCCUGGCACGUCAGCAUAUCACUCGCAUACCUCCCCGCUUGGAUCAUUGUCUCCCUGGUCUGGCACUACCGCAUCUUCACCGCUACCAACGCCGGCCUCAUUCUCAUCGUGCACCUUCUCCUCGGUUGGUCCCUCGCGUCCUGGUCGUUCUUUGUAUCCGCUCCUUUUGGCAACAGCCCGCAGCUGGCAGCAGUCGCAUCCACAUUCCUUUCUAUCGUCUUUGCUAUAUUGGCCUUGGUAUUUGGUCACGCGGGUACUGGCGCCGCGUUCAUAUUCUCGGUGGUGUUCCCUCCAGGGUUCUACAUUUUUGCGAUAAGGGCGAUAUGUGGGUUCGAGAACCAUCAGAUGGCGACAAAUGCCGUCAAAGGCGAUCCUGACAACCAGCUAAUGCUGCUACCUCUCAUUAUCGCGGCUAUCAUUGAUGUUUUCCUCUGGCCUUGGCUAGCAACUUUGCUUGAGCACAGGUUGUAUGACGCUCGAGAACCGUCAAAAGGCUGGUCCCGCUUCUUCCGUCGAAAGCAGUCAUGUGGCCACGAUGUGCAGGCAGCCGUGCCCCCUAACACGGCCAUUUCAAUUCGGAACCUGUCGAAAACGUUCAGUAGGUCCUUGUUUAGCCGCGAAAAGGGCGUCGUGACGGCAGUCGGCGACCUCACUCUUGACAUACCAAAGUACGGCAUCUACGUCCUUUUGGGUUCCAAUGGUGCCGGAAAGUCUACGACCCUCUCAAUUGUGGGCGGGUUGCUCGGACGUACCAGCGGAUCUGUCACUUUCGAGGGUGGCGUCCAGCGGCCCUCACGCGGGACAGUCGGCAUUGUCCCACAGAAGAAUGUCUUGUUCCCUGAAUUGACGUGCUACCAGACGCUUCGUCUGUGGAAGGCCAUCAAACGCCCUGACAGUCAAGCGGAUGACGACGAUGUCGAGCAAUUACUGCGGGACUGCGAUCUGUCAAAGAAGAUUCAUUCCAACGCCAAUACCCUGUCUGGUGGGCAGAAGAGGAAGCUGCAGCUUGCUAUCGGGCUGAUUGGAGGUUCGAAGAUUGUCCUUGUGGAUGAGUGCACUUCUGGUGUCGACCCUUUGUCCAGACGAGCGCUUUGGAAGACACUCAUGUCUGUUCGACAUGAGCGUACCAUUGUCUUCACUACACAUUUCUUGGAUGAAGCAGACCUGCUGGCCGAUACUAUUGCUGUACUUGCGCCUCCUGGAAAGAAGGUUGCGGAGGGUACGCCCGUGUUCCUGAAGUCCACGCUAGGGGAAGGAUACACAGUGGAGGUGACGCUGGAUUUGGAGAAAGAUCCAGAGAAGACUAUCAGUGCAGCGGCCGCCGCUGCUGAAUUGCUUCGACUAAUCCGCGGUAUAUCCCCUGCUACAUAUCUUUCUUCGUCUUCUCCGAGCCAGAUCUCGUACCACCUCAAAUCCAAGGAUCCGGCUGUAGUGGAGCAAGUACUACAACUCCUUGACACUCAAGGUUUGCAGCACCACGUUGCAUCCUACGAUGUGCACGGUGCUUCUAUAGAGGAUAUAUUCCUGGAUCUGCUGAGCCGAGAUGAGAGGUCAGACCCCAAUUCCCGGCCUGAUUCGGGCCUGAUGGAGAAACCCACAACGGACACGUCCACUGCGGGUUCACUUGGGACACCGACCCUGGCAUUGACGAACGGCCGAAAACGAUCACCCUUUGGUCAAGCAUUUACUAUUGUUCACAAGCGGGCUUUGAUUGCUCGUCGUAGUUGGCUCAGUCUUGGUCUUACUCUUCUCGUUGCCAUUGCAGGCUCGUGCGUCCCGCUUUUCUACCUUGGAAACCGCACUCAGACCUGUUCGACGAGCUUCCACAAUGCAACAACCAUUCCCAUAUAUCUACCCACAUCACCUAUGGCAGCAUCCACUGCCGACGAGCCUGGUGGACAGGUCAUACUUUCACCGCCGAAUGUCACCUCCGUGCUGGGAGCAUCUGCACUGCGCCUUCAUACCGAGAAUAUAGAUGAUAACGCUACCUUUGUGACAACCAUAAACCACAACUACCUAGGUCUGAGUCUCGGCGGUGUCUCCAUGAAUUUAGGCACUGGUGAUUCACUGGUUGCUUGGGAGGGCACCCCGCCGGGAUUGACUGGAUUGGCCAUGCUGAAUCUGGCAACUAACAUACUGUACAAGCACGCGCUUGGGAACAGUGCUAAUUCCACUGGCAUCAUAGCAGCGAACUACCAGAGUUUCCCGACCAUCGAUGCGGGGACCCUUUCGGCAUUGCGAUGGGUUGCAUUCUUCGGUGCAGCGAUGAGCGUCUUCCCAGCCUUCUUCUCCUUGUACGUCUCUAGAGAGAGACGGUCAUCGGUACAGGCAAUGCAACUGUCCAAUGGGCUGGCGGAUCCAAUUGGCCUAUGGCUGGGGCACCUCAUCUUCGAUUCGGCUGUGUCAAUCAUCAUUGCCUCCGUUAUUAUAAUCGUAUUCGCCAAUGUAUCGAAUCAAUUCCAUGGUUUGGGAUUCUUCUGGGUUGUCCUGGUGUUAUACGGCUUUGUUGGAACGUUGUUUGCUUAUUGUGUUUCUUUGAUCACGGCGUCUCCACUCGCCGCCUUUGCUGCUACAGCUGGUUAUCAAGUCAUCAUGUUCGUGUUAUACCUUGCAGCAUACCUCCUCACUUUGACAUACGCAAAGACGUCUCAAGCAAAUCAGAUAAUUACGACUAUUCACUUCACAUUAUCUAUAUUGUCCCCGGUAGCGAGCGUGAUGCGUGCAUGUUUCGUAUCCGUCAAUCUUUUCUCCCUCCUCUGUGACGGUACACGACCUAUCACCACCGCGGACAUGGGUAAUAUCAUGAGAUACGGAGGUCCUAUACUCUAUCUCUUCAUCUACGGGUUCAUCCUCUUUGGCAUCCUUGUCUGGGUUGAUUCGGGAUCCACGAUUCGCCGCCUUAUCCCUGCUUUACGCACCCGCAAACGCAAGAUUGGUAUGGUGCCUCAGACAAAUCGAUCGCAAGGUUCCCUCGCGCAGUCCAGCAAAUCAGUGCCCAGCGACGUGCUGGCGGAAGCACAAGCUGUAGAGAGUUCAAAUGAUGCGCUCCGGGUCUUACAUGUCGUAAAGUCCUUUGGCCAGACGAAGGUCCCCGUCGUGGACGACGUGAGCUUUGGGGUCUCCAAUGACACUGUGCUCGCUCUGUUGGGACCCAACGGGGCUGGCAAGACGACCACGUUUAAUAUGAUUCGUGGAGACGUCACACCGGACUCCGGUGAUAUUAUGAUAACCGGUACAUCCGUGAUCCAACAUCCGCGCACUGCUCGUCUGUCGUUAGGCGUCUGUCCACAGUUCACUGCUAUAGACCCGCAGUUGACAGUGCAGGAACAUCUCGUAAUAUAUGGCCGAUUGAAAGGCCUCUAUAGAGGGCAAGAGCUCAGGCGUAACGUCAAUAUGCUUAUGCAGGCGACUGCACUAGACAUUUAUAGAGAUAGGCUGGCAAGCAAACUUAGCGGCGGGAAUCAGAGAAAGCUAGCGUUGGCUAUUGCACUAAUGGGUAACCCGUCCGUGGUCCUCAUAGAUGAAUUCUCGACGGGUAUCGACGCUAAGAUGAAGAGGGAGAUGUGGGGCACUCUGCGCAAUGUGGCUGCAGGCAAAGCGGUGGUAAUCACUACACACUCCAUGGAAGAGGCAUCCGCUCUCGCCAACAAAGUAGGCAUCCUUGCAAAACGCAUGUUAGCGGUCGGUACUACGACGGACCUCGUGUCUCGUUUCGCUUCGUACGAGGUGCAUUUCUCCACUCGCUCGCGAGAAGAAGUCCUCAAGGCCAAAGAAUUGAUGACCCGUAUCGUGCCCGGGUCAAAGUUGAAGGAAGAUGUAGCCACCCGCUUCGAGGUACCCAUAAGGACCAGCAUGGAUGGUUCCGCUCAGACGGAUGCCGGUGACGAAGAGUAUUUGACGCUUGCCCGCCUCUUCCAUUUUCUCUCUUCACAAGGAGAUUUUUCCGAGUAUACUGUGGAGAGGGCGAGCUUGGAGAGUGUGUUCUUGAGAGUAAUCGGAGAGCAUGAGGUGAGAGAGGAGGAGGGUGACGGUGGAAGAGGGCCGUGGUGGAGAGCUAUAUUGAAGGUGUAG